Amborella trichopoda is the source of this 1703-nucleotide messenger RNA. NCBI's taxonomy places the organism in Eukaryota, Viridiplantae, Streptophyta, Magnoliopsida, Amborellales, Amborellaceae. The record is from RefSeq and is a predicted model, not a curated record.
AUGUCUGUCUAUGAUGCGCGGCAGAGCAGCAAGUUGGGGGAAGCCACAAGUUCUAGAGCCCAAAGUUUGAGAAAAGCCUCACCUCUAGAAGUCGAACAGGAUUUAGUGGGGAUUGAGAAGAAAGUGAAUUCUUUAAAGGAAUUAUUAUUGGAUGGAGAGGAACAACUCUCUGUGGUUUUCGUGGUUGGCAUGGGCGGUGUUGGUAAGACAACUCUUGUAAAGAAACUCUAUAAUGGAGAAGAUAUAAGGCUACACUUCAAUUAUUUUGAUUGGGUAAGUGUAUCUCAGAAUUACAGCAUAAUUGAGAUACUUCGUGGCAUGAUCAGUAAGGCUGUAGGUUCACCUGAGGGCCUACAAAUUAUGAGUGAACAAAGGUUGAAGGAAGUUUUGUAUACUCAUUUGAGGACAAGGAGGUAUUUAAUAGUGUUGGAUGAUAUAUGGGAUUUCCAAGCAUGGGAUUCUCUAAGAGAAGCUCUACCUGAUGUGAACAAUGACAAUAGGGUUUUAAUAACAACUCGAAAUAGGGACCUGGCCAAGAUGGUGGAUAGAAGCACCAUCCAUUAUCUUGAACCACUGCCAGAAAAUGAGAGUUGGGAGUUGUUCUGCGAAAAGGUUUUUGUGAAAAACAAUGAAAAAUGUCCCCAAUAUUUGGCAGAUAUUAGCAAUGGCAUUGGGGAUAGAUGUGGAGGGACAGCAUCGGAAUGGCAGAAAGUGCUUGACGGCUUCAGCUAUUAUCAAGAUAGAGGUAAGAUCAAAAUCUCUGAGAUACUAGCAUUAAGUUAUUUUGAUUUACCCUACUACCUUAAACCAUGUUUCUUAGUUUUAUCUGGUUAUCCGGAAGAUUACAAGAUCAGAAGGACGAGAUUAAUACAAUUAUGGGUGGGUGAAGGGUUUAUUGAAAAGAGAGGAGAUGAGAUAUUAGAAGAUGUGGCAGAGGACUACCUUGAAGAAUUGGUAAGUCUAUAAUACAGGUGGAAAGUAUGAGCUCAAGUGGACACGUCAAAUCUUGUGUUAUGAAUGACCUCUUACGUGAUAUGGGCUUAAGAAUUGCCCAAGAGCAGAACUUCCUUGGGGUGGUUGCAAGUAAAGAUAUCAAGGACCCGAUGUCUUGCCUCAUAUCGAGGAAUUGAUGGCCAUGUUUCAUUCCAUAAAUCUCCUUCUAAAAUUCGCUCAUUCCUUUUUUUCUCAUGUUUAACAUUGCCAUCCGUUUCCAAACACUGUUUAGACAAUGCUAAGCUAGUUCGGGUAUUGUUACUUGAGGAUAUUAGUGUUGAAUGCUGAUUAAAAGAAUUGGGAAGUUUGGUUCUUCUUAGCUUCUUGAGAAAUCUUCAAUACUUGCAAGUGCUUGACUUGAGGGUUGAAGAUUAUACUUAUGGUAGGAUUUAUAAAGGCUUAAAUUGGAGUUGGAGCCUAGAGUUGCCAAGUUUGAGAGACCUUUAUGCAAAUGAUAUGCUUAAAUACUCGCAACCAAUGCAUUUAAAGGCAGGGAGUUCGAGAUGCCUCCCAACGUUGUGGACACAUGGUCUUGGCUUCUUACGAGAGCCAUUGGGCAAUUUCUCGAAACUCAAGAAAGUACGUAUUUUCGAUAUGGUGGACGAAGACAUUAGAUCAAUCUACGGGUCCAUUAGGCAGCUAAAAUGCCUGCGUUCUUUGUCUCUACAUGCAAAGCGUGGAACAAUGCAAAAUUUGGAGGCAAUUUCAAG